AUGGUGCUCCUCUCAUCGUCACAAGUCUCCGUCCUCCUCUCCACCGCCAUCGGUAACACCCGCCCCGUUCCCGCAUUCCAGUCCCGUCCACGAGUGAGCAAACGGCUAACCUCUCAACGCGUCACGCCUCUGUUCCUCAGCGGCUAUGUGAUCCAGCAACGCACGCUGAACCAGCUGCGGGAAGCCAUCAAGCCAGACUAUGACCCGCGACCGUCACCCAAGACCUCGUACACCGUGCCUGAGCACCUCAAAAAUACACCCGGCAACGCCCUGUACGAAGGCGGAAAGCAGGACCAGAUCAUCAUCGAGGUAAACCCCUCGGUGCCCGAGCAGCAGCAGCAGCAACGCCCGAAGAAGCUCGCCGGACAGAACCAGCAGGGCUGGACGUCGGACCUGUGGAAGAAGAUGGUCUCCUCGUCUGAGAAGGACGAGCCGGGCGUGAGCAAGGAAGACCUGGAGAAGAUGGACGAGCGGGAGAGGAACAUCAAGGGGUGGAAGGUCAAGGACCAGAAGCACCCCGACCCCGACGCCGCCAGCGAGAAGCCCAUCAGCCGAGCGGAGAGGAGGAGGCUGAUCAAGGAGGAGAUCAAGCGCUUGUCGCAGGGCGAGGAGCCGGUCUACUACCAGCGACGACUAUGGUGA
This is a messenger RNA of Colletotrichum aenigma, 642 nucleotides long. RefSeq lists its product as uncharacterized. The transcript has 2 exons. Lineage: Eukaryota; Fungi; Ascomycota; Sordariomycetes; Glomerellales; Glomerellaceae. Bases 1 to 642 code for a protein of 213 amino acids. The record is from RefSeq and is a predicted model, not a curated record.